Molecule: messenger RNA, 1976 nt
Organism: Vespa mandarinia (Asian giant hornet)
Lineage: Eukaryota; Metazoa; Arthropoda; Insecta; Hymenoptera; Vespidae
Product: lysophospholipase D GDPD1
Biological process (GO): glycerophospholipid catabolic process
Cellular component (GO): endoplasmic reticulum membrane
Molecular function (GO): phosphoric diester hydrolase activity; phosphatidylcholine lysophospholipase A1 activity
Source: RefSeq, a predicted model, not a curated record
GGUAAAUCUUUCAGAUUUUUUUUACGAAAACAGAAAUAUCAGUGCGCGGGAAACAUGCAGUUUAUGGAUAUCUAAAACAAAAGAAAGAAAAUUAAAAAUUAACAAUUUCUUAUUUCAGAUUAUUUUCUCAUCUCUAUUGUUCGAUUUGAAACAGUUUUAAAUUAAAAUUUUAAUAAUUAACUAUAGGACAAAAAAUGUAAAUCAUGAUUUAAAAAUUAUGUUACAAAUUCAUACUUUUCUGAUGCCACAAAUCUCUUGUAACUAUUGUUAUUGGCUGAAAAACUGACCACCAAGAAACACCAAGUGUGUAUCAUCUACUACAUUGACUCAUUACAUUAUAAAUGGUUUCAAUUCAUAUCUAAGAUGUGUUGGAUGUAAAACAAUGAACAAUGUUGUUAUAUACCUUAAUCGGAGGUUAUGUAUUAACAUCGAUGAUACUUUUUAAAUAUCCAAGAUUACUUCAUAAAAAGAAAAAAAUAAAAUUCAAUUGUCAUCAUAUUAGUCAUAGAGGCGGAGCAGGAGAAAAUUAUGAAAAUACAAUGUCCGCAUUUCGACGAGCAGUGGCUAUUGGUACCGAAAUGCUAGAAUUAGAUUGUCAUCUUACUAAAGAUGGUAAGGUGGUUGUGUCGCAUGAUCAAAAUCUAUUACGUAGUACUGGUACCAAUAAAAACAUCUCCGAAUUAAAUUAUAAAGAGCUACCACCAUUAAAACCACGUCUUCCAAUUGAUUUUGAUCCAGACAUGGAAUUUAUCGGUUCUGCAAAUGAAGAUGAAAGGCGUUUUCCUUUAUUAAGAGAAGUAUUUGAGGCAUUUCCAAAUAUUCCUAUUAAUAUCGACAUUAAGAUAAACGAUGAUGAACUUAUAAAGCAAGUUUCUGAUUUGAUUAUAGAAUUUAAACGAGAGGAAUAUACAGUUUGGGGUAAUUUUAGUGAUGAAAUUACACGUAAAUGUUACAAAAUGAAUCCAAAUGUGAAUCUAUUAUUUUCUAUGCGACGUGUUACAAUGUUAUUAUUUCUGAUGUAUACUGGAUUGUUACCAUUUGUACCAUUAAAAGAGACACAUUUAGAAAUAUUUUUACCUUCUAUUUACUUACGACGGAAGAAUAGAUCAAAUCCAACGAUCUUAUCAUUCGAAAAACUAGUUGUACGCACUAUCAAUGUACUCUUAAUGAGACCAUGUUUAUUUACACAUUUAAGAGCACGUGGAAUACAUAAACAACUCAAACGCACUUUAAACUGCACAGUAUAUUUUAAAGCCGUGACAAUUUAUAUAAAUUUAUAGAGCUAUUAUAAGGCAUUUAGUUUAAAGUAAAUUUCUUGCUAUUAUACAAUAUUAAUAUAAUACAUUUUUUAAUGUCUACUGUAAUAUCUAAAAACAAUAAGAAAAUUACAAAUGUACAGUUUUAGAAUGUCAUAUUAUUAAAUAGUACAUAUAAGUUGUACUUUAAGUAAUUUAUUUCAAAAGCUUUGUCAAGUAUUAUACAACAAAUACGUUACCUUACUUUGUAUAAAAUUAAUAGACAUGAAUUCUUUCUUUUAACAAUAUUAUUUUGUAUAAGUUAUACAUACAUAUCUUAAUAUUUGUCAGCAAACAUAUGAUCAUAUAUUUGAUUAUAUUGUUAAUAGUAUAACUUUUAAAUUAUUAUUGCUAUAAGAAUUUACAAUGUUUCAUAAAAGUUCUAUUUUCCUAGUUAUCAUAUUGUGUUGAAGACAAUUAUUUUUUAUAUUAUAAAUCACUAUCUGAACUCAGCUGGUAUGCCUUAAGCAAUACAAUGGUGUAUUGUCUAUGAUAAUGGAAUUUAUGAAACCGAUUUUAUAAAUAAGCAUUGUAAUGUAUUUCGUCACAUUUACCUAUUAUUAUUUAUAAUAGAAAAUGUGAACUUUAUAAAUACUAAAGAAAAAUAUGUAACUUAUAUUAUGUACAAGUUCGUGUGUAUCUUUGUAAUUUACUAUUUGUAAAUAAAAUUUAUUUAUUAUA